AGGAAAGAACGAUAACGCAUACGGCAUUUCUAGACAAUUUGUUUAUAAAAUUAUUAACUUUAAUAAUUCAUUCUAUAUGAAAAUUUGUUCUACUUGUUCGGUAAUGAAUAAAUUAUACAUGUAUGUAGCAUUCGAAUGUUGAAGUUGGAGAAACACCUGAACAAGAUUUCUAUUCACGAAAGAAGAUAUUAUUCGAAAAAGUUGAGUUAUUCUGUUGUUUGAUCAAAGCUAAUUCGAAGCAGCAUUUCGUAAAGGAAACAACCUGGGACACUGAAUUAUAUGAUUUUACAAGAAACAUUGACAAAGCUAAACUUGAAAUGACACAGUGGGAAAUUCUACUUGAAAAUGAGAAAUCAGACUCGAACCAAUUUUUGCAAAGUAUUGAAUUAAAUUGGGAAAGAAGAAAACUCGUAAGGAAGAAUAUUCAAGAAAGUUUGAAACAAAAGAUAAAAAUGCGAACAGCCAAAUUCUCGUCGAAGUUGUCCGCUACAAAUUUAAGGAAUGAAGUACGAAAAAGAUCUGUGGAAGUAGAAGUUGAGUGGUUCGAUCUUCAUUUGAAAUCUCUUGACGGAAUAUGUUAUUUGAGAAUGAACGAUUUAUGCAAUGAACGUUAUAAAGCGAGAAGACGAUGUUUGGAUCAAUUUGAAAAAUACGACAGGAAUAUCGGAUCGCUUUAUGUGUAUAAACUUAGUCUUCGAAUCAGACAGAAUCUGGUGAACGAAGAAUAUGCCAUUCUUCAGGAUCACCUUGUUGCUCAACGUAGUUUAUAUAAACGAUUAAAGGAGGAAAGCGAGUUAGACGUAAAGAGAGCUUUCUUAGCGAACGUAGAAUAUUUUCGUGCAAAUCAUGCAGCAAGAAUCAUUCAACGAAAUUGGAAAUUAUAUUGUGCGCGUAUGUCUUGGAAAAAAAGGAAAAGUAGAAGAUAUUAAAGAGAGAGAUAUUAA
Bombus impatiens (common eastern bumble bee) is the source of this 944-nucleotide messenger RNA. RefSeq lists its product as uncharacterized. Lineage: Eukaryota; Metazoa; Arthropoda; Insecta; Hymenoptera; Apidae. The record is from RefSeq and is a predicted model, not a curated record. Bases 318 to 929 code for a protein of 203 amino acids. The transcript has 5 exons.